This is a messenger RNA of Rhodofomes roseus, 1486 nucleotides long. RefSeq lists its product as uncharacterized. The transcript has 6 exons. The record is from RefSeq and is a predicted model, not a curated record. The coding region runs from base 306 to 1403 and encodes 365 amino acids. Lineage: Eukaryota; Fungi; Basidiomycota; Agaricomycetes; Polyporales; Fomitopsidaceae.
UGUCACUUCAAGUGAUGACCGCCCAGUGCGGUUCCGACGGAUGAGAUCAAUCAUCCUCGUUCCUCGCUGCCACCGCUGCCAACACAGCCUCUGCACUGGUCGUGACCCCUGGAUGUGCAGAGGAGUAGUAUUGCAUUGUUUACCGAGUGAAAGACGCGCUCUUUUGGGCUGUUGGACUGAUACAUGCUACAUUGUAUCCAAUGCAGGCGUUUGGAUCCCUCCAAUAUGAACCGAGUGGAUGACGCCGCACGGGAGGGUCAUUCCGCCAGUUGCCUCUCCGCAUUCUCCGCCAAUAGCUGACGGCCAUGUUUACGCUGUGCUUCCGUCUCUGCCUUCUCCUGCUUCCCGCUCUACUUCGAUUAUGGUAUGUCUUAGCGGAGACGCGGACUAUCGACGAUACGUAUGGCGACUCUGUGACGAGAGCAGCACCGGCGUACUCCAGCGCCGACUGUUGGGACCAAGGGCCGAAUUGUACAGAAUGCUUCCUCCACCCGGACGCGACGAAAAUCCACAACGGCACAUGGCACGACACAUCGUCGAACACCUGUCACGGUGCGAAUGCCAACGAUCCUUACGAGGCGGGCCAUAAUGUCACCCUCAGCUUCAUUGGGACAUCUCUUACGGUGUACUGCAUCAUGGUGUCCCAAGGACCCACGACAUGGCCCACGAAUGUCAGCUUCAGUCUCGACGGCGAGGUUAGCUAUAGAGCGUUUCCCGUCAACUCUGAUGGAGAUACAUACGAAUUCUCGUAUCAAGUGCCAGUCUAUGGUAACACGUCGUUGAGUAACACGCCGCACACGCACACGUUCACAAUGACAGCGUUGCAAGGCCUGUCGGGAUCGACUCUGCUCUUCGACUAUGCUACCUACAACUAUGAGGGCGAGCAGAGCUCAUCGCAAACGAGUCAGGUGCAGACGAGCUCUACGUCCAGUCUGGGCGCCUCGUCCACCACUAGUGCGGCAAGCACACAGAGUCCAGAUCCGGCUGCAAGCCACCAAGUUGGCGCCAUUGCUGGGGGCGUCGUUGGCGGGUUUGCUUCUAUUGCGCUUUGCUUUUUCUUCGUGAUUUUUGCGUGGAGACGAUGGAGGACGCGCCACAGCAGAGAUAUGGUAGAUGUCACUGCAUUCGAACCCUUCGUCUCGCGUCCGGGUCCCGCGGUUCCUGUUCCCAACCCCUUGUUCCGAAAGGCGCCUCCGACUGCAAUCAUCUCAGGAGACAGGACCUACCAAACGGUUCCACUGCGUCCAUUUUCAUGUUAUCGCAGGCCACACAUCCCUGUUUCCUUGCUAUCCUCAGCCAAUUUGUCAACGUGUUCGGUCGAACUUCUGAGCUUCAAGUUGUACUCCCCCUGUUGUCCAAUAGCCUACACAUUCGUGAGAAGCAUUGCUCGACCACUCUACUGAUCAGAACAACCGCAGGCUGUCCCCGGGGUGUGCACGGUGGUGCGACGAGGGUUUUGCGUGGCCAAAUCGGUCGGGCAGCGCCU